AUGAAUCGUAGUUGGAUGAGAGCCAAUCGAUUAAGUUUCGAGUACGAAAAAGGAGUGAUGGAAUUUCUAGAGCUUGCUGAAAGUAAUGCUAAAAAAAAUCUUGCUCCUCCUAAGAGUGAUGCUGAAAAAAGUCUUCAUCUGCUUUUUCUCUGUCCAUGUGUUCGUUGUGCAAAUCACGAACCAAAACUCAAUAAGAAAGAAAUCAUGGAUCAUCUAAUUUGUCAUGGGAUUUGUCAAAGUUAUACACAAUGGAUAUGGCACGGUGAGGUAGUAGCAAAGUCAAAUGUGUCCCAAAGAGAUAAUGUUAGUGCAGAAAUGGAUGAUCGUCUGGAAGACAUGAUGCGUGAUAUUGGACAAGAUUCGUUUAAGAAGGCGCACGCGUAUGAUACUUUAUGCAGUGACAAGGAUAAACCUUUGUAUCCGGGAUGCACAAAUUUUACACGUUUGUCAGCCGUGUUAAAAUUGUUUAAUUUGAAGGCAAAUAAUGGGUGGACUGACAAAAGUUUUAGCGAAUUGCUUGAAUUGUUGACACAGAUGCUUCCAGAAGGUAACGUAAUGCCAAAUCGUUAUUACGAGGCGAAAAAGAUAUUAUGUCCGAUGGGUUUGGAGUAUGAAAAGAUACAUGAAUGCCCUAAUGAUUGCAUAUUAUACAGAAAAGAGUAUGUAAACUAUAAUCAUUGUCCGAAGUGCAAGGCAUCCCGCUACAAAAAGAAUGUUGGUGAUUCUAGUGAUGAUGAGGCGGUAAAAAAAGUUCCUCCCACGAAAGUGGUAUGGUACCUACCAAUAAUUUCAAGGUUCAAGAGACUAUUCGCUAAUGCAAAUGAUGCAAAGAAUCUUAGAUGGCAUGCAGAAGAAAGAAAGUGUGAUGGAAAAAUUUGCCAUGUAGCUGAUUCUUUACAAUGGAAGAAAAUAGAUGUUUUGUUUCCAAAUUUUGGCAAAGAGUCGAGAAACCUUAGACUUGGACUUUCAACUGAUGGAAUGAAUCCGUUUGGUAAUCUAAGUACUAACCAUACUUGUUGGCCUGUUCUCCUGAUGAUCUACAACCUAUCUCCUAGGUUGUGCAUGAAGCGUAAAUAUAUUAUGUUAUCGAUGAUGAUUUCGGGCCCAAAACAACCCGGAAAUGACAUAGAUGUUUAUCUAAGUCCUCUGAUUGAUGAUUUAAAAGUGUUGUGGGAGGAAGGGGUGGAUGUUUUUGAUGCGUAUUCUGGUGAACAGUUCAAUAUGCGUGCCAUGUUGUUUUGCACCAUCAACGAUUUUCCGGCAUAUGGCAAUUUGUCUGGUUAUAAAGUUAAAGGGCAUAGAGCAUGUCCUAUAUGUGAAAAAGACACAUGUUACCAUCAACUUGUAAAAGGAAAGAAGACUGUUUAUCUCGGGCAUCGAAAAUUUCUAGAUCGUUAUCAUCCAUAUCGUAGAUUGCGGAAAGCUUUCAAUGGAGAACAAGAGCAUGGUGUUGCUCCAAAGCCCUUAACUGGAGAGGAAGUUUAUCAACGACAACAAGGCAUUAAAGUCGUCUUUGGAAAAUACCAAAAGCAAUCUACUGUGAAAAAUAUAUGGAAAAAGAGGUCGGUUUUCUUCAAUCUUCCAUAUUGGUCUAGUCUUGAUGUAAGACAUUGUAUUGAUAUGAUGCACGUGGAGAAAAAUGUAUGUGAUAGUUUAAUCGGAACACUUCUCAACAUUCAAGGCAAGACAAAAGAUGGUUAUAAUGCUCGUCUGGAUUUGAGUUUGAUGGGUAUACGAGAAGAGUUAACUCCACAACAUAUAGGUAAUAAGAUAUAUUUGCCUCCUGCCUGCUACACUCUGUCUAAAAAAGAAAAAAUAAGUUUCUGUGAGUGUUUACAAAGUAUUAAAGUGCCGCAUGGCUACUCAUCAAAUGUCAAUAGGCUUGUCUCAGGUAAAGAUCUCAAAUUAAUUGGAUUAAAAUCUCAUGAUUGUCAUGUCUUAAUGCAACAGCUACUACCAGUGGCUAUUCGUGGGAUAUUGCCUAACAAUGUUAGGAAGACUAUAACUAGGUUGUGCUUAUUUUUCAAUGCAAUUUGUUGUAAAGCCAUUGAUCCAUUAAAGCUAGAAAUUUUGGAAAAUGAGGCUGCAGUUAUCUUAUGCCAAUUAGAGAUGUAUUUUCCUCCUUCAUUUUUUGACAUUAUGGUUCACUUGAUUGUUCAUCUAGUAAGGGAGAUUAGAUUAUGUGGUCCAAUUUAUUUACGAUGGAUGUACCCAAUAGAGCGAUACAUGAAGAUCUUAAAAGGGUAUACAAAAAACCCACACCGUCCGGAAGCAUCAACUGUUGAGAGGUACAUCGCAGAAGAAGCAAUUGAGUUUUGUUCGAACUAUUUGUCAGAAGUGGAUGUUGUAGGGGUUCCCAAGUCUCGUCAUGAUGGAAGAUGUGAGGGUGUGGGUACACAAGGUUUAAAGGUCAAGAGCUUAAGUAUUGAUGUGGUUCUUCGAGCGCAUUUGUAUAUAUUGAAUAACACGGAUGAAGUUCAACCUUACUUAUCUGCUCACAAAAGCAUCAUAAAGAAAAAGUACCCCAAGAUGAAUGAAAGAUGGUUGUUAAAAGAGCAUAAUAAGAGUUUCUCUGAGUGGUUUAAAGAAAAAAUUUCUAAUGAGGAUAGUGCUUCCAAUACAAUUAAGUGGUUGUCCUAUGAGCCUAAAUGUAACAUAAUAACUUGGAGUGGAUAUGAUAUUAAUAAAACUUGCUUUUGUACAAAGUCAAAGGAUGAUCGUAGUACCACACAGAAUAGUGGGGUUAUGAUUGUGGCCGAGUCCAUGCACUUCUCUAGUGCUAAAGAUAAAAACCCGGUUAUGGCAUCUACACCCUACUUUGGGGUGAUUGAAGAGAUUUGGGAAGUUGAUUAUGUUGUGUUUAAAGUUCCUGUAUUUAAAUGCAAAUGGAUUGAUAUCAACAGUGGUGUAAGAAUCGAUGAAUUCGGAGUUACAUCGGUUGAUCUUAGCAAGCUAGCUUAUGCGGACGAACCUUUCAUUAUGGCGUCUCAAGCAAAACAAGUGUUUUAUGUCACAGAUCCUUCUAAUAAAAGGUGGUCAGUGGUUAUACAAGGAAAGGUGCAUGAUAGUGAUGAAAACCAAGAUGCAAACCUUGAUAUUUCCGAAACUCCUCCUUUCUCAAUGAAUGUGCCUACCUUCGUUGAAGAAAACGAAGAGGAUGACGUGCAUGCUAUUCGCAUAGAUCAUGAAGAAGGCAUAUGGAAGGACUAG
Messenger RNA from Lathyrus sativus (Indian pea), 3210 nucleotides. The record is from the annotation of a GenBank genome assembly. NCBI's taxonomy places the organism in Eukaryota, Viridiplantae, Streptophyta, Magnoliopsida, Fabales, Fabaceae.